AUGUCCUACUACAACGACGCGUCGUGGAACACGCCUGCUCCCGGCCGACAGUCAUCCUGGGAGCAACCGCAACCGCCCUCGCGAUCAGGUACCGGCCAAAUGGGUUUCAACGGUGCAGGUGCAGCGAUUCACAUGGACGUAGGCACAAGCUCCACUGUCAACAGCGAGGUCGCCAAUGCCUUUGCCUCGCAAUUUGAGGAGGUCGACCGCGCCAUCGAGAACCUCGCCAAGAGCGGCAAGCCCUUCGGCCCCGGCUUCCCUCCCACGCCCAUGGGUGCCAGCCGCCGCGAGUCCAUGCCCAUGAUGGGAGGAGGCGCUCCCCGCCCAUACCCCGACUUCGAGCAGCAGCGCAUGGGCGGCCCCCAGCGCCACCACUCGGUCAGCGAGUACGACGGCUCCCGCUCCCACUCGGCGUCCAACGUCCAGGGCUUCUACCAGAACCAGCGCUAUGCGCCCCGACCCAACGACGCAGACCAGAUGGCACAGGCAAAGCGACGGAUGGCGGCUCAGCGUGAGCGUGAGCUGCGCAACUAUCACCAGGAGCAGCAAUACCACAGAAACGUUUCAGGCUCAGCCUCCAAGUCCGACCGCUCCAUGAGCCCCAAUGCCAUGAAUGAAGAGGAGCGCCGCGAACUCAUCGCCCGCCAGCACCGUGCUUUGUAUGGCGAGACCUCCACCCUGUACAACAACAACCCGACCUCGAGCCAGGAUGUUCGCGUUCAGACUUCUGCCGCUGGUCGUGGUCCCUCUCCCCUCGCCUUUGACCCCUUCGGCAUGCAGGCCCAGAAUGCCGCCGGUGAGGGUUCCGUUCAGAUGCCUCCCCGUGACAAGGACGUCACUGGUGGUGCUCAAGAUGCUCGUGCCAACAGCACCUCGUCACCUUCCGGUACCCAGAACUCAGCAUUCAACCUCUUCGAUGCUCAGCAGGCGAACCGUACCUCUAACUCGUCGCCCGGAGGUUCGCCUCCUGUGCCUGGUCAGAAGUCCAACGGCUCUGGCGUUGCCCCUAUUGGCACUCGUCCCCAGAACCAGAACCUGCAGCAACCAGGCGGCGCCAUGGGCAAGCGCGCAAACUCACCUCUGCCGUCGCCUCUUGGCUACAACUCGUACAACGCGAGCGAGCAGAACAACAUGUCAACGACAUCUGCGUCUAUGAACCCUUCUUCUACUGUCACUGACAAGGGCGUUGGUAUUUGGAACAACGGACCCUGGAGCAACACACCCACUCAAGGAGUCCAGGCGUCUGUUUGGGGUUAG
Alternaria atra is the source of this 1257-nucleotide messenger RNA. RefSeq lists its product as uncharacterized. The transcript has 4 exons. The record is from RefSeq and is a predicted model, not a curated record. Bases 1 to 1257 code for a protein of 418 amino acids. Lineage: Eukaryota; Fungi; Ascomycota; Dothideomycetes; Pleosporales; Pleosporaceae.